Molecule: messenger RNA, 1311 nt
Organism: Ipomoea triloba (trilobed morning glory)
Lineage: Eukaryota; Viridiplantae; Streptophyta; Magnoliopsida; Solanales; Convolvulaceae
Product: receptor-like protein 14
Exons: 5
Coding region: 1-1311 (436 amino acids)
Molecular function (GO): protein binding
Source: RefSeq, a predicted model, not a curated record
AUGGCGGUGCUGAUACCUCGAGCAGCUGAAUUUUGUAAGCUAAGAAAUCUUGAGGAGUUGGAUCUUAGCCUUAAUUAUGGUUUAGAUGGAGUUCUUCCACCAUGCUUUGCUAACUUGACCUCCCUCAGACUUUUAGACCUUUCUACAAACAAUUUCAAGGGGGAGAGUUCUAAUCUCAGAUCCCUUGAAUACAUCAGACUUGGCGAUAAUCACUUUGAAAGUAAAUUCUCUUUUAGCUUGUUAGCAAGUCACUCAAAAGUCAAACUGGUUGAAAUACUAAACAAUGACGACUUAGAGGUCGAAACUGAAGAUUCAAAUUGGGUGCCCAUGUUUCAGUUGGAAGUCCUAGUAUUGUCACGCUGUAACCUUAACAAGCAGAGUCCCAAGGUUCCAACUUUUCUUGCAUAUCAAAGCAUGCUAAAAGUACUUGAUCUCUCCCACAACAAUCUGAGAGGAGGCUUCCCUGAUUGGGUAAUUAAGAACAAUUCACAACUCCAGGUUUUGAGACUAAGUAACAACUCUCUUGAGGGGCAAUUGCAUUUUCAACCAAUUCUCAAUACAAGUAUUUUGUGGAUGGAUGUAUCUGAAAAUCAACAAAGGGGAAUACUUGAAGAGAAUCUGGGAAGGAAGCUUCCAUAUAUGACUACCCUAAAUUCGUCGAGGAACCACUUUGAAGGAUUUGUUUCAUCUUCAUUUUGCAACAUGAGUGGAUUAGUUCAGCUCGAUUUGUCCAACAACUUCUUUGAUGGAAAAAUCGCCAAGGAAAUGGUUUGGAAGUACUGGUUUUAUCCGACAACUGAUUUCAUGGGUAGCAAAGUUGUCACAUUUGGGAACUUCUUGGUUAAACAGACAUAUGGAUCUUCACAAGAAGAAUAUAAUGGUCAACUUUCUACAUCAAGACCUCAAUAUGAUGAUAAGGCAUAUGAUGAGUAUGAUGAUCCACCACCAAGGCAAAUAUCAAGAACUCAAUAUGAUGAUAGAGAAUAUGGUGAUUACCACUACUCAAGAAGAGCCCCACCACUACCUCAAAGCUAUGAUUCAAAAUCUUACCAAUCUAUCCACUAUGACGAGGAUGAUGACUACCCUCAACAAAGAGGAUUCUCUAAUUCUCAAUCCUACGACUCUUACCCAUCCCAAUCCUACUCUCCACAAUCUUACACUCAAAACACACCUCUACCCAAAAAGAAAUCUAUUAUCGAGCACAUGUAUGACCAUUGGUUGAAACCCAAGCCAAGAGACCCAAAUGACCGCUUCAAGACCAUUGAGGAACACAUGCUUGAAGAUAUGAAUCGACAAGUACAAGCACCAUAG